GUGUGUGUUGGUGUGGGAGGAGAGAAACGGCGCGCGUGUGUGAAUUUAUUUAUGAGAAACCGUCUAAACUAAUAUUUUUGCACUAAAUAAUAUUUAAGGGAGCUUUGCUAAAACCACAGGAAAACAGCCCGCUCCCGGAGAAAACAAGACCGUCACCAUGGUUGCCACAAGCACAUUAAAGACCAAAAGCAACGAGUGUAUUUCGGAUUUGGUUGACCGAAGAUAUGACCAGGCUUGCAUUGAGAAAGAACUGGAUUUCUGGGAUUACUGUUUGGCUGAGCCCCAGAGGAAUGCAGAUGUGGCUGAGGACAGAACCUGUCAACAGCUGGCCAAGAUGUUUGAAAACUGCCUGUCUCGAGCCAAGAAGACAACGCUGCACUGCUCCUCUGUGCUGGUACCAGAGAAGCUAACACGGAGAAUAGCUCGUGAAGUCCUGAGGCUGGCAUCUUGUGAGCCCUGUGGCCUACGGGGCUGCGUCCUCUAUGUCCACCUGGAGCUGGACAAGGGCUGCAAGCGGCUCGAACGCAUCGUCUAUGAUGCCACAGUAGUGCCCACAUUUGAGUUGACUCUUGUGUUCAAGCAGGAUGGUACCGCCUGGCCCAGCCUUCGGGACUUCUUCUUUAUGGGUACCUGCUUUGCCCCAACUUUUAGGCACGUACUUAAACUGAGUCCAGGUUUCCGGCUCGUCAAGAAAAAACUGUACUCCUCCUCGGCUGGUACCGUGGUAGAGGAGUGCUGAACUAUGGAAGGGAUUAGUGGGAUAUUGGGUUUCCUGUGGGUAAAUGCACUUCUGCCCAAAUGUAAAUGACACUUCAGUGGUGUCAUAUUUUCUACAGUGUUUUUGUACAAUCUGGUUUGUCAGUUCAGUUAUUGGUAGCCAGUCAGUCCAGUUUGGAACUUGGAUUUAAAUUUCAAAGUUUGUGCAUAAAUGAGCCUGAUAGUUCUAGAUUUGGCUUCAGUGUUUCUAAAAGUGCAUUUUUAUCAGCAAAAUUGUAAUAUCUAUCUUUUUUCUUUUUUUUUUUCUAAUAAGAGCAUUUAAUACUCAAAAACAAAUUUUAAAUUGUACAUUUUGCAGUUGAAUGUAAAACUAUGUUCACAUCAACAUGUUUGAGAGGGACAUACUGUGGGUACACUUUUGUUAAAGACACUAGCCACUUUGUUGAUGCAUCUGCGUGUUUCCAGAUACAUUGAAUGUGUUCAACAGUAAACACACCUAGGCUUGAAUAGGAGACAGAAAUAUAGUCUUUGGGGGCCAUAUGUAGCUAUUUGUUCAGUGCUGUAUAUAGGGCUACAGAUGUUUUUAAGACUGAAUGUUUUGUGAAGAUGCUGCUGUCUUAGUGUGGGCUCCUCACACUAGGAAUGUGGAUGCCUUAAAUGUCAGAAAUUUAUUUUUUUGUUUUGUUUUUUUCACUCAGAUCACAGCUAGGCCUAUGUGUGUGUUUAGUGUAACUGUUUUAUUGCAUUUUUAUUAUUUUUAUACCCCUUCCCCAGACACACCUUUUCAAUGCAGAGCCUUUAUAGAUUAUUAAAAGGAUGGUUCACCAAAAUGUUAAUGCUUUGUUUUUAUGUGUUUUGUUAACUGG
This is a messenger RNA of Seriola dumerili (greater amberjack), 1583 nucleotides long. It is a transcript of the gene ddit4l, whose product is annotated as DNA damage inducible transcript 4 like. Gene Ontology annotation, cellular component: cytoplasm. The transcript has 3 exons. The record is from RefSeq and is a predicted model, not a curated record. Gene Ontology annotation, biological process: negative regulation of signal transduction. Bases 158 to 739 code for a protein of 193 amino acids. NCBI's taxonomy places the organism in Eukaryota, Metazoa, Chordata, Actinopteri, Carangiformes, Carangidae.